AUGAAGAAACGUUAUGUGGACGCGAGCAGGCUACGGAAAAUGAAAAAAAUGAAAAUAACGGAGAAGCUGUCUGAGAGUGCAUACACCUUCCUGAAGUUUAUGAUGAUGUGGACGCUGGUGCUGCUGGCGGAUUUCAUGCUUGAAUUCAGACUGGAGUACUUGUGGCCAUGCUGGCUGUUCUUUGGGAGUGUAUACACCACUUUCCACUGCCAUGGGCUGGUUAUUUGUGUUGUUUUUGUCUGUGCUGCCUUCACUCUGGACAUCUUUUGUUUAAUUUUUGUGCCUUUGCACUGGCUGUUCUUUGUGGCAAGCACUUAUGUGUUAUUCAAUUACAUAUGGCAUACAGAGAAAGGCAUCUGUAUAUCGACGGUGUCCCUGUGGAUUCUGCUUGUGUACACAGAGGCUUCACUUCGGCUCAAAGACAUUAAAACCUCUCAUGCCAACCUGUCUCAUUUUUUUGCUGCACACUGGUUGGAGCAGGAGCUGAGGAGGCUGAAAGGCGAGCUGCAGGUGAGCAGGCAGAGCGAGCAGGAGCUGCGAAGUCACAUCUGUAACUUGACUAACAGCGAGAGGAGCCUGAGACCAGAGGUUUCCCUGCUCAGACAGUCCAACAUGCUACUCCAGAGCAAGAUUCUGUGUCUGGCUAAAACCAAGCAGAGGGACAAACAGAGCAGUGCGAUGCUGGAGAAGAAGACCAGAGCAGAAACGGAGGCCAGACUCUCUGUGGAGAAACAGUUGGCUGAGCUUCAGGCUCAGAAACUGGAGGAAGCGGCCUGCACAGCACGGACUCUAACAAACAGAGCUGCUAGUAGGCAGGAACACUGUGAAACCCAAAUGUUAAGGAAAAGAGUUAAAGAUCUAGAGACAGAGUACAAACAACUACAGCUGGAGUGUCAAGUGAAAGAGAGUCGAGUGCUAGAUCUAGAGAGUGAUGUUGAGGCUCUGGGAAAGUACCACUGUUUGGAGAAAGAGACAGACAUGCUGCUGUCCACUCUGUCAGCCAUGCAGGAGAAGGCUCAACAUCUGGAGUACAACCUGAGCGCAGAGACUCGCAUCAAACUGGACCUGUUCUCCGCUCUGGGAGACGCACGCCGACAGCUGGAAAUCGCUCAAGAUAAGGUGAUGAGGCAGGACCGGGAGAUAAAGGAGAUGAAGCAGAAGAUUGCGGAGGUAAUGGCCGUCAGUCCUGGUGUUUCCUACAUGGCUCCUCGGCCUCCGGUGCCGCAGUAUCUCACCAAGCUACUCAACUCUGAGCGCUACAUGCUGAAUCCACGAGCACUGAUGUACCAGUGUCUGAAGAAAUAAUGGAUGACGUCGCCUUUUUUCUGAUUUUCAGAGCCCACUAUGAUAAAACAUUAGGGAAAGGGGCUAAUGGAUUUUUCUUACAGAGCUAAAUGACACCAUGAAGUCAUCUACUUCCAGCCAUGAGUGGAACCAGAAUGAACCACCACAAGCUGAAUGCCUUUUACUGCACCGAUGGUGCUAACUUCACAUUGGGUCAAAGUGUUUCACUCCAAAAUAAGAAACGUAUAUGCAGAGCUGCUGUAGGCCCCGGUUUGAUUUAAAGAUACAGCUUAUCACAUCAUGUUAGGAUGCAACAGAGAAAAGCACAACAUUUCUUUACAUUCACACCCUGAAGAUUUGUCUGAAUGGAUGGUUUCUGGGUUUGUAAGUUCAAAAUGUACAAGACCGAUUAACUCUGUACAAUAUAUUUUCUUGGCAUGACAGUAAAACAUCACACAUUAUUUAUGUUGUUAUCAAAAGUAUUAUACUUACAAAGUUUAAAGAUAACCUUUGUUUGAAUUAUACAGAAUG
Molecule: messenger RNA, 1815 nt
Organism: Anoplopoma fimbria (sablefish)
Lineage: Eukaryota; Metazoa; Chordata; Actinopteri; Perciformes; Anoplopomatidae
Product: macoilin
Exons: 10
Coding region: 1-1305 (434 amino acids)
Biological process (GO): neuronal signal transduction
Cellular component (GO): rough endoplasmic reticulum membrane
Source: RefSeq, a predicted model, not a curated record